AUGAUUGAGGGAAUGGUGAAGGAUGGUGUUAUUGAACCUUCAUCUAGUCCAUGGUGUUCACCUGUGGUGCUGGUAAAGAAGAAGGACGGCAGCAUGCGGUUUUGUGUUGACUAUCGCCGCCUGAACGACAUUACAAAGAAGGACAGCUAUCCCUUGCCAAGAAUUGAUGACACGCUGGAUAUGCUUACAGGCGUAAAGUGGUUCAGUACGCUAGAUCUGAAAAGUGGCUACUGGCAGGUUGAAAUUGACCCUCAGGACAAGGAGAAAACUGCAUUCUCCACAGGAAAGGGUCUGUGGCAAUUCAAAGUCAUGCCGUUUGGAUUGUGCAAUGCUCCAGCAACGUUUGAAAGGUUGAUGGAGCUUGUACUUACCGGGCUAAUUGGAGAUGCUUGUCUGGUCUAUUUGGAUGACAUCAUCAUCGUAGGCCGUACGUUUGAGGAACACCUUCAAAACCUGGAACGCGUGCUCAUGAAGAUCCAGAGUGCCAACCUCAAGUUGAGUCCAAAGAAGUGCUCACUAUUCAAACGGCAAGUUAGUUUUUUGGGGUAUGUAGUGUCGGAAGAAGGUAUCCGCACGGAUCCAGAGAAAAUUGCUGCUGUCAAGGAGUGGCCGGUCCCAAAAGACAAGACACAGGUUAGAGCAUUUUUGGGUUUGUGCUCUUAUUAUCGGCGAUUUGUGAAGAACUUUGCAGAUAUAGCCAAACCUCUGCACAAGCUAACCGAGGAGAAGCGACAAUUCUGCUGGGAUGAAAGUUGCGAUAUUGCAUUCCAGGAGCUCAAGAACCGCCUGUGCAAAACACCUAUUUUGGGGUACCCUGAUGCGGGCAAGGAAUUCAUAGUUGACACAGACGCAAGUGAUAUAGGACUUGGCGGUGUGUUGUCUCAACGGAAUGGUGAUCAAGAGAUUGUGAUAGCGUACUUCAGCAAGUCGUUGUCAAAGCCGGAAAGGAACUAUUGUGUCACAAGACGGGAAUUGCUUGCUGUGGUAAAGUCCUUGCAGCAUUUUAGCAAAUAUCUUCUAGGGCGGAAAUUCCACUUACGAACUGACCAUGCUGCACUGAAAUGGCUAUUGCAGUUCAAAAAUCCGGAAGGACAAGUUGCGAGAUGGAUAGAACUACUGCAGGAAUACGACUUUGUGAUCGAACAUCGCAGCGGGAAAUCUCAUGGCAAUGCAGAUGCAUUGUCAAGAAGACCUUGCCCUGAAGAUUGCAAGCAUUUUACUAGGCAAGAGGGUAAGGAAGUGGUAUCUGUGAGAAUGCUCAGGACAGACCAGCUCAGCAAUGAGUGGAAGGACAGCCUACAACAUGCACAGCAGGAAGAUUCGGACAUUAAGCCGAUUCUGGAAUGGAUGAAGGCCAGUGCUCCUAAGCCCAAGUGGAGCGACGUCUCAGCAAUGAGUUCGACCACGAAAAGCUAUUGGGCCCAAUGGGACAGCUUGCUGAUUCAGGAUGGAGUCCUGUGCCGUAAAUGGGAAAAUGGUCGGGGAGACAGGUGUCAUUUGCAAAUGGUUGUCCCUAAGGCUAAAGUGCCGGAUAUUCUACAGCUGUACCAUAGUGGUUGUUCAGGAGGCCACCUGGGAGUUUUACUGGGUCCACUGUCGUGA
This is a messenger RNA of Parnassius mnemosyne (clouded apollo), 1602 nucleotides long. The record is from the annotation of a GenBank genome assembly. NCBI's taxonomy places the organism in Eukaryota, Metazoa, Arthropoda, Insecta, Lepidoptera, Papilionidae.